UCCCUGUAGUCACCAUCUUUCUAUUUUCAUCUCUGGUAUUCACUGUCAUGACGAGCCUGGCUCCUACCAUCUUCGGCACAUUCGAAGCUUAAGUUUAUUUUACUCCUGUCCUUGUUUCAGACUGCCUGCACAGAUCGCGCCUGGAGUGAAUUGUGCAACGCGGCCGUACUGCUCAUCUACCUAGGGCUCUCUUUACCAUCAUGUUUCUUCAUCGCCUGUUGGUCGCGGGUCUUGUCUUCAUUUCUGCCAGCAGCGCUGCAACCGCCCCAGGAGACCCCGUCGCCGCUCCUACUCCCGUCGCCAAAUCGCACGAAGUCCAUCUCCCGGGCACCCAUAACAGUUUCACAGCCAAUGUGCCUUCCAAGAGGCACUGCACGCACGGAGAUUCGGGUUGUGGCUCGACUUAUCUGACUUUUCAUUUCUCCGUCAGUAAUGAUUCGUUGUUUGCCAAUGAUGACCGAAUUUUCCCGCCGUCCUCUCCGAUGCAGCUGCAAGCUCUCCGGAGAUGGACCACCGAUGACAGGGAGGAGCGUGUCCUUCUCACCUACGGACUUGAUGUCCGCCCAGCUGCGGUUGGCGAUGGUGAUGUGGGGCCCAGGAACGAUAGAUUGAUCGUGCACGUGGAGUUUUUUGACGAGGAUUCUUCUCGGGCCAGUCCUAAUUUCAUGAGAAUUGAUCUGGAUAGGGAUCCCGAGGAAGGGUUGAUCCUCUCUAAGAUCACCGUUCGGCCCAUCUCCAGCCAGGAUGAAGAGGAGAGCCGAGGUAACUAUUCCUGGGAGGUGAAAUAUUGGCGGACCCAAGGCAACUCCAAACCCGGAGCCGAGUCCGCUGAAUGCUCCUCCGAUUCGGAUCGCCGCGGCGGACAUUGUCACCGUCGCCAGGGUUUGGGUGAAGAGAAAUCGUCGUCGUUGCAUAACCCGGCAUAUUCAUCGGAUCACCACCUUUACAUUCCCCCAGAGGAACCACCGAAACGGUACCGGUUGACGCAUCCCCAUGACGGUUGGAUACAACGACAGAGACUCUUGGAUCUUAUGGGACCGGGCUUGGAGCCGUCCGUUCUGGGAGUGAUGGGCGUGAUGGCUGGCUUUCUCCUCGCCGUCGUCGGACGGACUACCGUCUCUCGCCGUACGCGUCAUGCAAUGGAGAAUGAGACAUCGGGCGCGUCCGCACUGUCAAAUUUCGAGUUGAGUUCGAAAUCCAUCGCUGCCACUGAGGAAGGACGAUGUCAAGGGUCUCUGGGAGAUCCCCCGGGCCAAUCAACGUCAAGUCCAAGAGACGACAACAAGGAAUAGACGUUAGAAGGGCGACAUGCAGGGGAAAUGUUAUAUAAGAGCCAUCAGCAGUGGAGUGUAUAAUCAGAUUCCAGAAGCGGCAGGCUGACUCAUGUUUAUG
Monascus purpureus is the source of this 1392-nucleotide messenger RNA. The record is from the annotation of a GenBank genome assembly. NCBI's taxonomy places the organism in Eukaryota, Fungi, Ascomycota, Eurotiomycetes, Eurotiales, Aspergillaceae.